AUGGCAGAGGCUUCGGAAGCAUGGCACGCAGUCAAACCAACUGGUCUUGCUGCAGCUCUUCUCGCUACCGCCAUCAUAUUCACGGCAAUGAUCAUCGUUGUUGUCGGCUUGAGAAUAUGGGUCAGAGUGACGCAUCACUGUUUUGGACUUGAGGAUUGGCUCAUGUGCAUUGGAGCGACUCUCAACUUGGUUCACAAUGGAGUCGUCAUCUGGGGCAGUUUCACCGGCAUUGGGACGCGAGACUCCAAGCUCAACGCAGCUAUGGUGAUGGAGGGUUUCAAGGCUGUGACCUUUUGGCAGAUCUUCUAUAUCAGCAACUCUUUGUUCAUCAAGAUAUCCAUCUGCGCUCAGCUUUUACGUGUCACAGAUAACAGGAGAAUAAAGAUUUUUCUCUGGGGAUUGAUAACUUUGACUGUUCUCAUUACACUGGUCGCAGGAAUCAUCGGCCUAGUCAGGUGCAGACCCCUCAGUGCAUCUUGGGAUUCUACCACAGGAACAUGUAUGGAUCAGGGUAUACUCUCAGUACUGACAUACGUUGUGUCGGGGAUCAAUAUCGUGGUCGACUGGUCUGUCGCUAUACUGCCAGUGAUCAUUCUUUGGAAUGUCCAGAUGCACAGGACUUUAAAGAUCAUGGCGAACGUGGUUAUGGGCAUUGGCGCAUUGGCAUCAGUGGCAACUAUUAUUCGCCUUCCAUACUCACCUGCAUAUUCUCAACCUUCGAACCAACUCCACGGCAUCGGCAAUAUCAUCCUUUGGACGAUUGUGGAGUGCAGUCUCGGUAUCAUCGCCGGAUCAAUGCCCAUGCUCCGAAAGCUCUUCAAAGCUCUGCGGAAAGACGACAGUUCAUACGCCAGAGGGACCGACGAUAUCAAUCUCGUCACCAUUGGCCAGGUUCGUGGGAAGCAUCAUCCGAUCUAUGACGGGGACGUCAGAGCAACGGUUGCUGCGGGAGAAGAUCGAGAGAGCGAUAGGGACGAUGAGAGCACAAGGCAGAUAAUCAGAGUCACAAAAGAGUUUGAGCAGACAUCUGUCAUAGAGAAUCCUCCGUCUCGAUAUUAG
Molecule: messenger RNA, 1059 nt
Organism: Fusarium tjaetaba
Lineage: Eukaryota; Fungi; Ascomycota; Sordariomycetes; Hypocreales; Nectriaceae
Product: integral membrane protein PTH11
Exons: 4
Coding region: 1-1059 (352 amino acids)
Source: RefSeq, a predicted model, not a curated record